CCAUGUGAGGUUAGGUACGGCUAAAGAUUGAACUCUAAUCGGGUGUGCUUUGUGGUCGGGACGUGUGUGCUCCAUGCUGAAUAAUGCCUGCGCCCAGGCAUCAUGGAAUAGGCCCCGCCCGGUGACCUCGUGGUACUCGACUGCUUGAUAAUAACCGUUCCCGUCAGCACACCAAUCCCUUUCACACAGCUAACGCAGUGUCAUAACAUAACGUGCCCCGCCAGGACUGGACAAUUGUAGCACCGAGGAGGUUUUUGUUUUGUCUCCAGCGGCAAUAGUACACGCGGCAUGUUGCUGCUACAAGUUGUCCAAAAGCCUUUCUGGCUUUGGAUAGUUUUGAUUGCGUCGGUCACUACCCUACCAUCAUUACCGCGACCGGAACAGGAACUGGAAAUUGAUCGUGACUUCACCGUCGCUAAAGCUGCCGUCAGAACGGUGGGGAAAUGUUUGGAGACGUCUACGCUGAUCUACGUGGAGACGGUGAUCGUUGUGAAGGACGACCUGAAUCACGUCAAUGGAACAAUAGAGAUGUCUUUUGGUGAUCCCAUACUAAUCGAUUGCGUGCGCCUUGUGGCCAAAACCGAACACGAUCGGUCGUCAUUGACUGAGUUUAAGCUUUCCGGUACGAAUGUGAUCGAAAUAAGCGUCGCCGAACGUCAACCUUCACCGUCAAAGGCUCUCGAAUACUCGGUGUACGUGUAUGCGACGAUCGAACGUAACCGGAGGCCGCAGCUAAAACCAACUUCAGCGUCAAACAAAUCGGCGAUAGAUAGUGUAGCUGCUUAGGAGAUGAUUUAUAUUUACUGUAAUAGUAAAAUAAAAACAAGUUUUGUAAUACAUUCCACCAAGAAAAACUA
Messenger RNA from Anopheles funestus (African malaria mosquito), 857 nucleotides. RefSeq lists its product as uncharacterized. Bases 289 to 786 code for a protein of 165 amino acids. The transcript has 3 exons. NCBI's taxonomy places the organism in Eukaryota, Metazoa, Arthropoda, Insecta, Diptera, Culicidae. The record is from RefSeq and is a predicted model, not a curated record.